Dictyostelium discoideum AX4 is the source of this 1383-nucleotide messenger RNA. It is a transcript of the gene trmt5, whose product is annotated as tRNA -methyltransferase. The transcript has 4 exons. Gene Ontology annotation, biological process: mitochondrial tRNA methylation; tRNA methylation. Gene Ontology annotation, molecular function: tRNA (guanine(37)-N1)-methyltransferase activity. Bases 1 to 1383 code for a protein of 460 amino acids. The record is from RefSeq and is a predicted model, not a curated record. Lineage: Eukaryota; Evosea; Eumycetozoa; Dictyosteliales; Dictyosteliaceae. Gene Ontology annotation, cellular component: nucleus; mitochondrial matrix; cytoplasm.
AUGAACGUUUUAAAUAAAGAGGUAUUCAAUCAAACUAAAAAAGUUUUGGGUUUGAUUGUAUCUAAUAAAUUAGUCAAUGGGUUCUCAAAACAAUUUAAAUCAUAUAUGUUUCAAUCUCCAAAAUUCAAACCAAUUGUUUCAACUGAUAAUGAUGAUAAAAAAAUGAUUUAUUUAUGUGAUACACUUAAAAAAGAAACAGAUAUUCCAGAUCAACUUAAAACAUUUAUAAAAGAAAAUGAUAUUAAAGUUAUAGAGAAAGAUAUAUCAUUAAAUUAUAAUAAUUUUUCAUAUGAACAAGUUUUAAAAACAUUAUUACCAAAAGAUGUUGGUAUUCCAUUCUCAUUUGAAAGAAUUGGUCAUAUUAUACAUGUAAAUUUAAAAGAUGAACAAUUACCAUUCAAAUAUAUUAUAGGUCAAGCAAUUCUUGAUAAAAAUAUACAAGUUAAAACUGUUUUAAACAAAGUUGGUGAAAUUGAUACAGUUUUUAGAACUUUUAAAAUUGAAAUUUUAGCUGGUGAACCAGAUUUAGUUGCAGAAAUUAAAGAAAAUGAAUGUAUAUUUAGAUUUAAUUUUGAAGAAGUUUAUUGGAAUAGUAGAUUACAAUAUGAACAUAUGGAAUUAGUUAAUACAUUUAAAAAAGAGGAUAUUAUUUGUGAUAUGUUUGCAGGUGUUGGACCAUUUGCAUUACCAGCAGCAAAAAUUAAAAAAUGUAAAGUCUAUGCAAAUGAUUUAAAUCCAAGUAGUGUUAAAUACAUGAAAGAGAAUGCAAAAACCAAUCGUUUGGAAUCAAAAGUUGAAAUUUCAAAUUUGGAUGCACGUGAUUUCGUUAAAUCUUUAGUAGAGAAAUCAAUACCAUUCACUCAUGUAGUUAUGAAUUUACCUUCUACCUCUAUAGAGUUUUUAGAUGUUUUUAGAGAUAUAUUUUUAAAUUCAACCAUUCCACCACCAAUUCCACCACCAAUUAUUAAUUGUUAUACCUUUACAAAACUUGAUGAAUCUUCAGAUUUAAUUAAAGAUACCAUAAAAAAUGUUGAAAAUGUUAUUGGUGCAAAAGUUCCUUCUGAUUAUGUCUGUUAUGAAGUUAGAGAUGUUGCACCAAAAAAAUCAAUGAUGCGUAUUACUUUUAGAAUGCCAACUAUUUUACCAUAUGUUGGUUCUUUGACAACAGCAUCAACAACAACAACACCAACAACAUCAAAUACUAAUACUUCAACAACAACAUCAACAACAUCAACAUCAACAACAACAACAGAAUCAACUAAUACCAAUAAUUCAGCAAAUAAUGUGGAGGAUAAAAAUAAUAAAAAAAGAAAUUCAACUGAAGAUUCAAAUGAAACUAAUGAAACUGAUUCAAUAGAUACAAAUAAAAAAUUAAAAAAUUAA